AUGGAUCGAAGAAUACAUCACUUAUUAAAUGAGUUGAUAAUCUUUAUGUUAAUUAUCAUUGUUAUUUACAGUAUCUUUACAGCGUAUUGUCCGGUUAAGAAUAGAUUUCAUUCGAAUAAAUCAUACAAACAUGAAAAGAAAAUUAAAACCCAAACAAAUAAUGAUGAACAGAUUGUGGAAACUGCUUCAAAAAUUCUAAGCAAAAACUCCGACCAUAUAAUAAAACGAAACAAGUUUGAGAAUUUACCGUGGUAUUUCAAAGAUGGGAUACAAGAGCCUAAUAAAGCGGAAGUGGACCCUACGACUGGAGUUAGAAUUUCACGAUUAUGGCCUGCAGAAGAAAAAAAAGGUGGUGACCGUGUAGAAGAACAACUAAUGUUUAUACCACCCAAUUAUCAAUAUGAAAAUGCACCAUUGAAAACGAUUUUACUAUACAACGGCAUAAGUAACUGGAUGGUAGAUGAAGGACAAAGUGAAUUUUUUUCAAACGAUUGUCCAGUGAAUAGAUGCACAAUUUCAACUAAGACAAAAUUAAUUUAUUCGAUGGAUGCAAUUUUAUUUCGAGAGGAAUUCUAUGAUCCAUUAUCCGAAACCGGUCGUCAAAGGAGUAGUAAACAAAUAUGGAUUUUAUUCUUCCUUCAGUCAGCAUAUUACUCUGGAUUUGAAGUAGGAAAUAAUAUGAUUAACUGGACAGCUACAUAUCGACACGACAGUGAUAUUGUCAUACCAUACGGACGAUGGGCAUAUUUCGAUCCUUCAGUGACUCGAGUUGAACAGUUAAAUAAGAAUUAUUCUCUAAACAAAACGAAACAAGUGGCGAUGAUAGUUACUAAUUGUGAUACUGACAACCAAAGAUUAUUAUACGCAAAAGAAUUGGGCAAAUAUAUAUCUGUUGAUGUAUAUGGUCAAUGUGAACGAUAUAAAAUGAACAAAUUUGAUAAUUUUUUACAAAUAUUAGACCAGGAUUAUAAAUUCUAUUUGGCUUUCGAGAGUUCAAAUUGUAUCGAUUAUGUGACAGAAAAGUUUUUUAUAGAUGGACUUCAGUACAACGUUCUACCGGUCGUGAUGGGCGGGCGCCGGGAGGACUACGAACGGAUGGCGCCUAGACGGUCGUACUUGCACGUGGACGACUUCGACUCGCCCAAACGGCUAGCCGAAUACCUGAGGAAGUUGGACGCUGACGACGACCUGUACAACGAUUACUUCCGAUGGAAGGGCACUGGCGAGUUUAUCGACACAAAGUUCUUCUGUCGGCUGUGCGCGUUGUUGCACGACGACGAAGCUCCGGCCAAGCACUACCGGGACUUGGAGCACUGGUGGCGGCCUCCGGGCGUGUGCGAUCAUUCGACGAAGUGGCUUAAACCGCCGCCAGUAGAAUAA
Macrosiphum euphorbiae (potato aphid) is the source of this 1380-nucleotide messenger RNA. The record is from the annotation of a GenBank genome assembly. NCBI's taxonomy places the organism in Eukaryota, Metazoa, Arthropoda, Insecta, Hemiptera, Aphididae.